Molecule: messenger RNA, 3264 nt
Organism: Scleropages formosus (Asian bonytongue)
Lineage: Eukaryota; Metazoa; Chordata; Actinopteri; Osteoglossiformes; Osteoglossidae
Product: protein CBFA2T3-like
Exons: 12
Coding region: 414-2246 (610 amino acids)
Biological process (GO): DNA-templated transcription; negative regulation of DNA-templated transcription
Cellular component (GO): nucleus
Molecular function (GO): transcription corepressor activity
Source: RefSeq, a predicted model, not a curated record
AAUAAUAUACAGAAACGCGUCGGUUGGUGCUUUGAUUGAAGCCAACUUUCAACUAGCUGUUUUUUAAGGGAAGGAAAACCAAAGGCAGAAUAAAAGAUAAUGGACACAUCCUUCGGGAAGUUAAUUAUUACCUCACAGUUUUAUUUAGCUGAGAAGACAACGCUUUAAACCCAAAGGAUUCAAAUGCAUUUUUGUUUUCUCUAAUCGAAAUCGGUGGAAGGAUCGGGUUCCCGUGCGCGCGCAGAAGAGCUGCUGGGCACGCGCUGUCCGGGACUCGGUGUUCCUCACCGAAAUAUAUUGACUGGCGCCGUAUAUUCUUCUUUUUUUGUCGGUUUUUAUGUGGAAUAUCGUUGCUGUGAUUACCUCGGCUUGACCUCGACCUUCAGAGUAAUAAAGUGCAGAAGGUUGGAACGAUGCCAGAUUCACCCGCUGAUGUCAAAACCCAGCCAAGAUCGACUCCGCCCACUAUGCCGCCCCCUCCCCCCGCAGUAAACCAGGCUUCCAGUCGCAAUGCCUCGUUCACUCCUACAACCAUGUUGAACGGGAGUGGCCACUCGCCCACGGCACUUAACGGGGCACCUUCCACGCCCAACGGCUUCAGCAAUGGGCCCGCCAUGUCGUCUACGGCCUCGCUGUCGACCCAGCAGCUCCCGCCAGCCUGUGGUGCGCGGCAGCUUUGCAAGCUAAAGCGCUUCCUCACCACGCUGCAGCAGUUUGGCAACGACAUCUCGCCUGAAAUCGGGGAGCGUGUGCGCAGCCUUGUGUUGGGUUUGGUGAAUUCAACUCUAACUAUAGAAGAGUUUCACUCUAAACUCCAGGAGGCCACCAACUUCCCCCUGCGUCCUUUUGUUAUUCCUUUCCUUAAGGCAAACCUGCCCCUCCUGCAAAGGGAGCUGCUGCACUGUGCGCGCAUGGCCAAGCAGACACCUGCGCAGUACCUGGCUCAGCACGAGCAGCUGUUGUUGGACGCCAAUGCCAGCUCCCCCCUGGACUCGUCCGAGAUCCUGCUGGAGAUCAACGAACAUGGCAAGCGGAGGACCCCCGACAGGACCAAAGACAGCACCGGUGAGCGUGACAGCCUCCACGCUGAACACUUGGCCAAGCGGCCAUGCACAGUGAGCCCCAGCCAGCGCUACAGCCCUAGCGGUGGGCUGCCAGCCCACCCACCCCCCAACGGACUGCCCACACACCCCCCCAACGGUUUGGGCCACUCCAGCGGCCCUGCUCCCCAGCACUACCGCCUGGAGGACAUGGCCCUGGCACACCACUACCGUGACGCUUAUCGCCAUGCUGAGCACCGCGAGGGUCGUGACCGCCACCGGCAGACAGCUGUGCAUGGCCUGCGGCAGGAGGAAGUCAUCGAUCACCGGCUGACUGAUCGCGAGUGGGCUGAGGAGUGGAAGCAUCUUGAUAACCUGCUGAACUGCAUCAUGGAUAUGGUGGAGAAGACGCGGCGGUCCCUAACAGUGCUGCGCCGCUGCCAGGAGGCCGAUCGCGAGGAGAUGAACCACUGGAUCCGGCGCUACAGCGAUGUGGAGGAUAUGAAAAAAGAUAUUCCCAGAGACUUUGUGCACAGGACACCAUCAGGGUACCUGCCUGAAGAGAUCUGGAGGAAGGCCGGUACUACAAGUAUCCUGCACUCACCAGCACUAAAGCAACUCCAAACCAAGCAGGAGGAGGCCGUGAAUGAGGUGAAGAGACAGGCCAUGUCUGAGCUGCAGAAGGCUGUGUCGGAGGCGGAGCGCAAGGCCCAUGAGAUGAUCUCUGCCGAGAGGUCCAAAAUGGAGCGAGCACUGGCCGAGGCCAAGAGGCAGGCCUCCGAGGACGCGCUGACCAUCAUCAACCAACAAGAGGACUCCAGUGAGAGCUGCUGGAACUGCGGGCGCAAGGCGAGCGAGACGUGUAGCGGCUGCAACACGGCGCGCUACUGUGGCUCCUUCUGCCAGCACAAGGACUGGGAGAAGCACCACCACGUGUGCGGCCAGACCCUGCAAGGCGUGCCUCUGGGGACGCCCUCGUCCUCGUCGUCGUCCUCCUCCUCCUCAUCCUGCUCGUCCUCUUCCACGGCGCCCCCCACACCCUCAGAGAGCAGUCCCCCUGUGCCCCUGGUGCUCUCUGGCCAGGCCGUUGGGGUUGGAAGUGGAGCGGGAAGCGUUUCCAGCAGCCCCAAGGAAGCCGGCUCCAGCGGUGCCUCGCGUUCCACCACUCCUGCCACGCCUGCCGUGCUGGAUGGCGCCUCCCGCUGACCUCAGCAAGAAACCUCGGGGUCUCCGUCAAACCCUUCCUCCCAAGCUUUAGCUGGUCCCACAUCUGGUUCUGCAUCCUUCUUUAGCAACACGAAGACCACUUUCAGCUGACUCCUCUAACUACACUGCUUCCCAGUGAGGCAAACACUCAUAAACAUACCACACACACACACACGCAUACGCACACAGCAGAGACACAUUAUUAAAAACAUCUUUGGCUGCCUUCCUUGUGCCCAAGUUAAUAUUAAAAUGGAGAACUGUAUAGAGAGAACACAGCACCACUAACUCCCAGUCGGAGUGAAUGUUAUCUUUGUUACGCUGUUGGCCUGUCUAACAUUCGGCUCCUGUGUUCAUGGUAUGUACAGUACAUGGGUGUGCAUGUAGCCCAUAAUAGCUUUUCUAGUAGCAGAAGAGUCUGUGGCAAUAUAAAAGUGAGCCGUCUGGGAAUUAAACUAGACAGGAGGAAUGGCUUUUGUGGACAUCAAGCACCCCCCGUAAUUCACACUAAUAUUAAACUUUGGGAGAGUCUGAAAGAACAGAUUCCUUGGCGCAUCUGGAGCCAUUUCCUUGGGAACUCUUCUUUGAGACAACUUGCCAUUUUUGUGCAGCAUCACUUUCAUCUUUUUUUGCUUUAAAUAAAAUACUAGUCCAAAAAUUUUCAAACGAGAGCGAGAGAAAAGCACGUUAACUACCUUGCUAGAGAGCCAAUAAAGUCUGCACCGGACUCACCUCUCUGAUGCUGAUGUUGAACCCAAAUGAACUGAGUAAGUACAUGAAUGAGCAAACAAAAUAAAACACAAUCCAAACAAUUCUUUAAUUAUUACACUGCCAAAGUUACGAGGAGAGCGUGGGGAGUGUUCAUCUUGUAACCAAAUGCAAGCCACAUGGGCUCCGGCGAGCAUCGAGACGAGAGCGGGACACGGAGCGGAAGGACACGCUGAAGAGACGGAGCACAUCUGCGCAGUGUUUGCAGCGCCGCUCACACGACGGCCUACAGAACGAGACGAACAGGAGACCA